Messenger RNA from Drosophila willistoni, 960 nucleotides. Its product is annotated as brachyurin. NCBI's taxonomy places the organism in Eukaryota, Metazoa, Arthropoda, Insecta, Diptera, Drosophilidae. Gene Ontology annotation, molecular function: serine-type endopeptidase activity. The record is from RefSeq and is a predicted model, not a curated record. Gene Ontology annotation, biological process: proteolysis. The transcript has 2 exons. The coding region runs from base 6 to 899 and encodes 297 amino acids.
UUAAAAUGAAAUUGGCUUGUACAACGGUUCUGCUACUUGUUGUGGCCGCUCUAGGCCAUGCUGCCCAAUCCUCCAGACCAGUGGACUGGUCGUCGGUGAAGAAUUUGAACAUCGAGACCAAUGCAGCACCCACAAAUAAGCAGCAUAUGCCACCGUCGGGACGUAUUACGAAUGGCGUGAUAGCCGAAAGGAAUCAAUUCCCCUACCAAGUUGGUCUAAUGCUCUACGUGGAUGGCGGUGCUGCUUGGUGUGGCGGCACUUUGAUCAGCAAUCGUUGGGUAAUUACGGCAGCCCAUUGCACGGAUAGCCUUACAACCGGCGUGGAUGUCUAUUUGGGUGCCUGGGAUCGUACAGACAAGAAGGAGGAGGGUCAACAGGUCAUAUUUGUGGAGACCAAGAAUGUGAUUGUGCAUGAGAAUUGGAUCGCCGAAACGAUUACCAAUGAUAUAUCUCUGAUCAAGCUGCCAGUGCCCAUUCAGUUCAAUGAGCAUAUCCAGCCAGCCAAUUUGCCAGUGAAAUCAAACUCAUACGAAACCUACAAUGGACAAUCGGCUAUUGCCUCCGGCUGGGGCAAGAUCAGUGAUGAAGCCACCGGUGCCACCGAUCUUUUGCGUUGGGCUGAGGUCCCAAUCAUAUCGAACACGGGCUGCACACCCUGGUUCUUUGGCAUGAUCGGCAGUACGAAUAUUUGCAUUAAGACCACUGGCGGCACAUCCACCUGCAAUGGCGACUCUGGCGGUCCUUUGGUAUUGAACGAUGGCAGCAACACUCUGAUCGGUGCCACCUCCUUUGGCAUUGCUCUGGGCUGUGAGGUCGGCUGGCCAGGUGUCUUCACUCGCAUCACUUCCUACUUGGACUGGAUUGAAGAGAAAACUAGUGUGGUCAAUCUAGGCAACUAAAUGAUAUUUUCUCAUAAGAGAGCAAUAUUAAUAAAACUGUUGAUAUAUUUCAUAAACCAAA